This is a messenger RNA of Labrus mixtus (cuckoo wrasse), 7766 nucleotides long. RefSeq names its product ubiquitin-conjugating enzyme E2O (gene ube2o). Lineage: Eukaryota; Metazoa; Chordata; Actinopteri; Labriformes; Labridae. The transcript is spliced from 22 exons. The coding region runs from base 87 to 4154 and encodes 1355 amino acids. The record is from RefSeq and is a predicted model, not a curated record.
GCGCCUCGCUGCUUCCAGGUUACAGUUUUUUCACUCCAUCGUCAUCCUCGCUCGCGCUCUAGCAUCACUCCCUGACAACAGCAGCGAUGGCGGAGCCCGAAGCAUCAGCGGCCGCAGCGUCCCCGGGCCUCUCCCCGGCAGGCAGCCCGGGCUCGGAGCCUCCCUCUAUGGCUCUGUCUCCCACGCAGGACGGCUCACAGCGGCUGCUCUUCUCCCACGACCUGGUCUCCGGGCGGUAUCGCGGCUCAGUCCGGUUUGGCCUCGUACGCAUGAUCCACGGCGAGGAGGAUUUUAACUCAGACUCGGACCUCGACGAUGGCGGAGGGAGAGGAGGAGGAGGAGGUGGAGGAGGGGGUGGAGGAGGAGGAGGAGGACGAGUCCAGUGUGGGUCGGACACUGAGAGCGCUGUGGACACCCCCAGUCGGCCUCUUGGGAGGGGGUUCGUCCGCGUCCAGUGGUACCCCGAAGGAGGGAAGCAGGACAUCAGGGAGACAAAGUUGAAACUUGAAGACCGAUCGAUAGUCAUCAGAGACAUCGUGCGACGAAAGAAUUCCAACGACAACCAGUGUGGCAUCGUCACCAACAUCGACAUCGAGUGUGCGGUGAAACUGGUGGGAACAAACUGCGUUCUGUAUCCAGUGAACAGCAGAGACCUGCAGCACAUCUGGUCCUUCAUGUACGGCGACUACAUCGCCUACGACUUCUGGCUGGGGAAAGUUUACGACCUGACCAAUCACAUCAUACUCAAGCUCUCCAACGGAGCCAGGUGCUCCAUGAGCGUGGAGGACGGUGCCAAGCUUUACGACGUCUGCCCACAUGUCAGUGAUUCGGGUCUGUUCUUCGAUGAGGCGUACGGUUUCUACCCGGGUCAAGUCCUGAUCGGACCAGCCAAAGUCUUCUCUAAUGUACAGUGGCUGUCAGGGGUCAAACCUGUCCUCAGCAGGAAGUGCAAGUUUAGGGUGGUGGUCGAAGAGGUCAAAGUGGUGGAGCUGAAGGUGACGUGGAUCACUAAGAGCUACUCGCCCAAAGGUUCUGACAGCGUCUAUCCCCCUCCCUCCACCAUCACGCAGGAAAACCUCUGCAGGGUGAGGCGUCUCGGCUACUACGACCACACCCAGAGGCAGCUGGGAGAGCGGGCUCUUUAUAUUUUCCCUGCCAAGGGGGACGCCACGCGCAUCACCUGUGAAGGACCCGAGGGGGCCCCGGUCCUGCCUGAGGACCCCGUGGCAAGAAAGUUAAAAAGGAUGUUCAAGAAGGACGCGGGGAAGAAGACGGAAAACGCAGACACACAAGGCGAGCACAAACCGGAGCAGACGGACUCAUCUCAUCCCAAAAACAACGGUCCCGUGGUGCCCAACCAGAACCCUCAGGACCCCCAGAACGCCAACGACAACUCGGCCGAACACGGAGAGCAGGACGCCGACGACGAGGCCGCGGAGGACACUGACGACACCAGCUCUCUGACGUCCUCGGCCAGCUCCACGGCGUCCUCGCAGAGCGGCGGUCUGGGCGCCAACCGUAAGAAGAGCAUCCCGCUGUCCAUCCGUAAUCUGAAGAGGAAACACAAGAAGAAGAGGACGAAGUUCUCACGCGAGUUCAAGCCCGGAGACCGGGUGGCAGUGGAGGUCGUCUCCACAAAGACCACGGCGGAUGUGAUGUGGAAGGACGGUCGGGUGGAGAAGGGGAUCCGAUCAAACGACCUCAUCCCCAUCCAGCACCUCGACAGCCACGAGUUUUGUCCGGGGGACUUCGUAGUCGACAAAAGACCCCAAGCCCUCCAGGACCCGGGGGUCUACGGCGUGAUCCAGUCUGGUGACCACAAAGGCAGAACGUGCGUCGUCAAGUGGAUCAAACUGAACUCGAGCAGCGACGACGUCGAGGUCAUCGGUAUGGAGGAGGACGUCAGCGUGUACGACAUCGCAGAUCACCCAGAUUUUCACUUCCGCACAACCGACAUCGUCAUCAGAAUAUGGAACUCGGAGACCGGACAGAACGACUGCGAAAACGAGACGUCGGUGGGUCAGGUGUCCCGGGUGGACGUGAGCAGCAAAGUGGAGGUGGUGUGGGCGGAUAACUCCAUGACCAUCGUCCUGCCGCAGCACCUCUACAACGUGGAGUCUGAGAUCGAGGAGACGGACUACGACUCGGUGGAGGAGACGAGCAGCGUGCUGUCCACCGAGGAGUGGGAGGACGAGAGCGACAGCUGGGAGACGGACAACGGCCUCACCACCGAGGAAGACAGCCACGCCGCCAUCAACGCCGAGGUCGUCGACGCCACGACCCCGACGCCAACGCCCACCGGCUGCUCGUCGUUCAUCAUCCCGCCUGCAGAGGGCGCCAAAGUCACCAGCCCAAUGAGAGGCGGGGCCGAGGAGGAGGGGGAGGGGUCUGUGGCCGCUGCUAGUCCUGCUUCAGGAGGAGGAACUACUCCCGGCGCCGUGAACGGAGCGGAGAAGCCCGGUAAGGACGGCGCCUCUCGCGGCUUCAGGGAGCUAAAGGAGGCCUUGAAGAUCCUGGAGAGCCUGAAGAACAUGACCGUGGAGCAGCUCUGGACCGGAGGCUCUCCGACCUCGCCGACCUCCGCCGAGCCCGCCUCGACGGCUCACGUGGCGCCCUCCUCGGUGACGCCGACGGCGCCCGAGAAACCCACCAAGGAGAAGCGCUUCCUGGACGACAUCAAGAAGCUGCAGGAGAACCUGAGGAAGACGCUGGACAACGUGGCCAUCGUGGAGGAGGAGAAGAUGGAGGCGGUGGUGGAGGCCGGGGUCAGCGGAGGGGCGGGGACGGAAGUAGAGCGAGCUGGAGAGGAGAAGCCUCAGCCCGACCCGCAGACUCCAGUGGGAGGACCGGAGUGGCCCAGCGAGUUUCUCAGCGACACGCCCGUACUGUGCCAACAGAGCGGCGGGAAACCCGGCGUCACCUUCACCAGCGCCAAGGGAGAAGUGUUCUCUGUGCUGGACUGGGCUCCAGACACACACUCGUUUAAGAAAAUGGAGUUCCAGCCGGCCGAGGCGAAGAAGUUUUUCAGCACAGUGAGGAAGGAGAUGGCUCUGCUGGCGACGUCUCUGCCCGACGGCAUCAUGGUCAAAACAUUUGAAGACCGCAUGGACCUGUUCUCGGCUCUGAUCAAAGGGCCGACCCGCACGCCCUACGAGGACGGCCUCUUCCUGUUCGACAUCCAGCUGCCCAACAUCUACCCGUCUGUGCCGCCGCUGUUCCGCUACCUGUCGCAGUGCAGCGGCCGCCUCAACCCCAACCUCUACGACAACGGCAAAGUGUGCGUCAGCCUGCUGGGCACCUGGAUCGGCAAGGGCACCGAGAGAUGGACCAGCAAGUCCAGCCUGCUGCAAGUCCUUAUUUCCAUACAAGGCCUCAUCCUGGUCAACGAGCCGUACUACAACGAGGCGGGCUUUGACAGCGACCGCGGCCUGCAGGAGGGCUACGAGAACAGCCGCUGCUACAACGAGAUGGCCCUGAUCAAGAUGGUCCAGUCCAUGACGACCCUCCUGCAGAACCCCGUGGAGUUCUUCAAGCAGGAGAUCCAGGAGCACUUCGCCUCCAACGGCUGGCGCCUCGUCCACCGGCUGGACGUCUGGCUCGAGCUGAACGAGGCCGCCGAGAGGAGCCACGCCGCCCACGUGACCUACAGACACUCGAAGGAGCGUCUGGACGAGCCCGUGGCGGUGGCCCACAGCAGCCCCAGCAAGCCCGGGGAGGAGGGCGGGGUCACGGGGGUCAGCAGUAUUAUCGAGGAAGACCUGGAGGACUCAGGUCUGAGCCCGUCCACUGUGGCGCCCCCGCAGCAGGACCUGAGCCAGAACUCAGACUGCGACAGCACCCAGGGGAGCGCCACGCUGCCCGGCGCCGUGGUCCGCGGCGGGACGUCAGAAUCGUCGGGUCCGGUCAGCGGCGGAGGGGCGGUCUCGGCGGCGAGCCAGCCCGUGGUGCGACCAAAGAAACGGAGAAAGAGCUACAGGAGCUUCCUCCCCGAGGGCAGCGGCUACCCGGACAUCGGCUUCCCGCUCUUCCCGCUCUCUAAGGGUUUCGUGAAGAGCGUGCGAGGCGUGCUGCUGCAAUACCGAGCUGCGCUGGCCGCCGCCGGCAUCGCCGAGCACAUAGAGGACAAUGACUCUGCAGACGAGUGUGAUGCAUAAAGAGGGAGGGGGACGCACGCAGGUAAACACAAAGGAGGUCAAAGGUCAGGACAGAACGAGAGGAUCUUCUUCACCUGCACUCGUUACCGUGGAGGUCAAAGACGGCUGAAUAAACGACGACCUCUCGACUGAUCUAUGUGUAGCACUACUGAAACUUAACGCUGUAACCAUCCUGCACUACAACGAGGACACUCUGACCCCGGGAGGGGGGGGGGGGGGGGGGGGGGCGUCGGGGAAAACGCCCCCGACCACGGCGGUUUGUUUAUAGUAGGAGAAGAAGUCACUGGUUGUUAAAACGCUUUCUGCCAAAUCCUCUCUGUCCACACACACACACACACACACACACACACACACACACACACACACACACACACACACACACACACACACACACACACACACACACACACACGUUUAAGUAGAGCGUACUGAAUGUCAGAUAAACUGCCAAACACCACGACCGCUUCAACACUUCUUCCACUGCACUCGUCUCCGUCGGGUCACGCUGAAACACGGAGCGACCACGUUUACAUCUCCAUCACCUCCGGAGGUCAGAGCGCCGCAGCAGCGGGCGUGUGACGGCGUGUGAUGUGUGGAGUUCACUUCCUGUAGAGUUUAGUAACAGCGGGAUGGGAACUCAUGCUUUUGGUGUUUUGAUGCGUUUCAGCGCGGGAUUCGAACCCGCCAUGCUCCACUUUUCUUCUCACUGCGAACGACACAAAUUAAAUGAUAAAGAAAAAAAAAACAGUAAGCGUCCAUUCCGUCAUCUGUCGUCGACAUGUUGCCUUACUUGAAUCUUGUUCUUUCUGAUCUCAGACCAUCGUGUACAGAGCUGCUUCACCACGCUUUAAACAUUAAACCCUGCAGACCCCCAUAGACCCCCUCAGACCCCCACAGACCCACUCAGACCCCCAUAGACCCCCUCAGACCCCCAUAGACCCCCUCAGACCCCCACAGACCCACUCAGACCCCCAUAGACCCCCUCAGACCCCCACAGACCCCCUGAGACCCCCACAGACCCCCAUAGACCCCCUCAGACCCCCACAGACCCCCUCAGACCCCCUCAGACCCCCAUAGACCCCCUCAGACCCCCACCAGUUCUCUUCUCCCCGAUCUCUACAUUGGUUUGGGUUUGUUGGUUUGCUGAUGAUCACUUCCUGUUCUCCCCGACUUUAAACAUCUCGACCAAUGAGAGGAAAGACUAAUCUUCCUCUGAAGCCUUUUCCACACAUGCACUCCUGGAAGUUUCUAGAUAUACGUUCAGGAGAGACGGGAGACUUUCCCAGUCUGACCCUCUGUAAAAUAGAUGAACGGCGCUCCCCAGAGUGCGGCGCCAUAAUGACAGUUUUUGUCUUCUUGUAAUUGGACGUUUUCAAAGUUUCAACAAACGAGCCCAAAGAGCGUUGAGCAGCUUCUUUUUUUGUGCACAUAAAUCUUAUGACCGUCAUGACCCCUCCCGCUCGCCUGUGAGUACUUCCUGCUCGGUCUCACAUCCGCUCACCCUGAUUUUUUUUUUUGAACGAGGGGGGCUCGCAGGAAACAGUCCGGUUUAUGUCGGGGGUGAAUCACUCGCCCGCCGUGUCCGGAGAGUUUCAGGAGUUUUUUUGCGCGUGUGAAAAACAGUCGAUGAUGAUGAUGUCACUCCAUGUGGUCGGACUGUGAUGUCAUGAACUGUGAUGUCAUGAACUGUGAAAUAAGUGAAUCUCACCUUCUGGUGCUUCCUGGGGUUAUCACAUGCGUCUUUGUUUACAUCUUUUUUUGUUCUGCAUUCCAUGUCUGACGUUGUUUAAUAAAUAAUAAUAAUUAAUGAAGAAUUCUCAUUGUUAAAAAAACGGAUGAGUUUGACCUCCUGGUGCUCGCUGUGUGCGACGCAAACCGGACGGCGUCGACUCGUCUGGUGUUUAACUUGAACUAAGAUGCUGAAGCGUGUUGAGCACAUUGUGCCAUGUGGAGCUGUGGGAGCUGUGGGAGCUGUGGGAGCUGUGGGAGAGGAUGAAGAGCUGCUGUGUUUCAAAAAAAGGAGAGGACCAGAAUCAGGGUGUUUUCUGUUUGCUUCGUCUUCCUUUCCAAACCGUCGGCCAUGACACUUUGUCCUCUUCCUGGUUUUCACGCCGUUGUCUUUUCUUUUCGCUGCCUUUAAAGCCACAGACGGACGGACGCCUCUGUGUGAUUUCUUCUUCUUCUUCGCUGGCUGCUGUAGCAUGUAGCCUCGUUUGCUUCUUCUUCUUCUUCUUUCCUCCACUCGCUUCCUUCCUGUAAAACAUCGACUCCAUUCUUCUCUGAGGAGGAGUGUGAUUUUGGUAUUUUGUUUUCUGGGUGCGAGAUUUUUGGGAAGUUCAAACCAUGGACUGUAUAUGAAAUAUGGACAACACUUCUCCGUCUUUAUGUGAGUUACAAUGUGAAGCCAAAAUCCCCCUGACGUGUUGCACUGGUGAUCUAAGUUGGUGCAGAGAUGUGUUGAUUUUUAUGAUGCUUGAGUUUUAUCUGACGGUGUGAGAGAGUUUAGUUCCCGCGCUGAGUGAGAGAGAAAACAUUCUUCUUAUUUAUUGCGAUAAAGUCUGACCUUUGCGCCAACGUUCAAACUGCGAUUUAUUGUGCAGAACGUAAAGAACGCUGCAGGAGCCGCAUUUCUCAACAGAGCGGUCAGUCGUUUAAUCCGCUCCUGGACAUAAAUCAGCGUGAGAAGAAAACAUGUUUGAGAAUUAUUUGCCGUGUUUUUUUUUAGUUUUGAAGUUUCCUCACAUGUCGAGGCGCCUCUGGCCUAGUGGUUAAUUCACGCGCUUCAUGUACGGAGGCUAAAGUCCUGGAGGUGACCCAGGUUCAUUCAUCCUGCGGCUAUGUCAUCCCUCUCUCUCUCUCUUUCUCACUCCCCCCCAAUUUCACUCUCUAUCCACUUCCUGUCUGUGGCCAUUAAAGGAGGCGGGGUUAAUGACCUGUGCUGCAGCCAGUCAGCAGGGGGAGCUCUAAAUCUUUUGGCUUCCCUCUUGAGGAGCUCUCGUGCUGUCCAUUCUUCAUACAGUCGAUGGUUCAAACACGUCUUCAGAGAGUUGGGAGGGCGAUGUUUUCUCUCCGUCUUUUCAUCCUCAAAACGUAAACAGGAAGUGAGAACUGCUCUCGCUCGAUCUGGAUGAAGCACAUGAUGCUAUGUACAAUUUUCUGUGUAUGUGUAUAUUAUUCAGAUUGAACCCAUUAUUCUUCUUAUUAUUAUUCUGAUGAGACGUUUGUUUUACAGCCAAAGCAUGUAACAUGUUGCUUUAAGCCUUCUGAGCGGGCGACACCAGACUUGACUGUACGAUGUCUACAUUUCCACAGUGGCCUGUUAUUGAAAUAUUAAAAAGAAGUACUAAUAAAGUUAUGAUUUGUAGCCUGAUUCCCUCUGUACAGAUGUCAUGACUUCCAUCAGAAUAUAUAAAUAUGGACGUACAUGCAGAAUUUAUUGAACACACACUGGAGUUCUAAGGAGGAGUCCCGCGGAUGCUUGGAGGCGUAAAUGUACGACAUGCUGAGUGUGAUAUUGUACCUUUUUUGAUUUCUUUUUUUAAUGCUUUACUUUUGUUGCUUUCAGACGACUGUAUAGUGAUGUAUUAAACUUUGCAAGCAGUACCAUAGAAA